CAGGCACUCUUCUAACUUUAUCAGGCCUAGCGUAUAUUCCAGGUACUCUAGCAAUAUGUGAGUUGAAAUAAGUCGCGAGCUAGGCGGUAGAUCCAUUCGCACGCCAUUUAUAGUGAGUCCGCAUCCUACUCAGUGAGCUUCUACCCUCUUAGCCAUCAUCCUUAUUACCAAGGCUGUUCUGCUGAAAAGUCCGAGAACCUGACGAAGAUCGCGAUUACAAUAUGAUUCUCAGCGGUCGCGAAAUCGUUACUCGCCUACUGGUACGGAAUCUGCGGCAUGUCGCCCAGCAGCAACAGCCGUGCGGUGUCGACCUUACUCUACGCCAGAUCUCCGAAUGGACCUCGGCUGCUACGAUUGAUUUCGAUAACACGAACCGCCAGGCGGCCAAAACUUCUAGCCUGCCUUUCGACCAGACCAGUCAAGCAAUUGUGUUACAACCGGGCGCAUACUUGGUCGAUUUCAACGAAACUGUUCAGGUUCCACGCAACUGUAUGGCGAGUGUCUUCCCAAGGUCUUCGCUCUGGCGAUCGGGCGUUGGAAUCGCUGCUGGUGUGGUUGAUGCGGGAUAUGAAGGCGCUAUGGGAGCAUUGAUGGAGGUGAAGAAUCCUAACGGAAUUGUUUUGUACAAAGACGCCAAGCUAGCGCAAAUUGUCUUUGAGGAGCUGGGAGAAGCCGUCGAGGGAUACAAUGGUAUUUAUCAGUCAUCUACUACUAGCGUCGGACGGGAUGGUGCAGCAAAGGUGUAAUGUGCAAGGAAUCAAAAUCGGGAGUUUCAUCCUGUCGUUAUCCGGGCGUUUCGGGAGCAGUGAAGACAAAGUCAAUAUGAACAAAGGCUAUCAGACGAAGGCGUGAGCUACUUUAAGGAAGAGCAUUUGGUAAUUUUUGAUCCACAAUGUUUUUUUGACGUUGUGAGACGUACACAUGCAUAUAUUGAGGCUUUCAAUUUUGGGCGGCGUUUAUGUUAUAAAUGUUGAUAUUAUGAGUUCAGAAAUUCAACACUGCAAUCGGUCUGUGAGAGAAUAC
Molecule: messenger RNA, 1023 nt
Organism: Penicillium brasilianum
Lineage: Eukaryota; Fungi; Ascomycota; Eurotiomycetes; Eurotiales; Aspergillaceae
Source: the annotation of a GenBank genome assembly